UGUGAAAACUUAGUCGUGAUGCAAGUGUUUAAAGCGAGCGAACGCCUGCACACGCGGCGCAGUCAUCUACUGAUCACAGCAGACGUCAAUAUGUUUACCCUAAGCGUGGUUGUGUUUUCCUUUCUGGCGUUCACCGCUGCUACUAACGUGCAACAAUGCUCAGAAAAAUCGUUCGAGGGAUUGAAUGAUAGAGUUCAAUUAUCACCAUGCAAGAAAUUGCCCUGUCGUCUUAAGAAGGGAACCAACCAAAAUAUUACAAUCCACUUUACUCCAGAUAAAGAUAUAACAGAAGUUAAAAACCAAGUUUCGGCUGAUGUGGCUGGAAUCUCUGUGCCGUUCAUUGGAGUUGAUGGGCUUCCAAUUUGCCAAAAACUUGAAACUGAAAAUGGAGAAAAAGCAUCAUGUCCUCUACAAGCGGGCACUAAAUACGUUUAUAAGGAUUCCUUCCCCAUACUAGAAUUUUACCCUAAGAUAGAGACCACUGUACAAUGGGCGUUAAAAGAUGGUGAAAAUGAUAUCAUAUGCUUCAAAGUAUCUGUGAAGAUUGUAUAGUUUAUAGAAAUAUUUUGAAGACCACUUUACUUUUUAACGUCGGCUUAUAAUGAUGAGUAACUUAUCUCUUAAAUAUAUCUACCUCGGCUACACAGAUCAAUACC
Vanessa atalanta (red admiral) is the source of this 656-nucleotide messenger RNA. RefSeq names its product NPC intracellular cholesterol transporter 2-like. The coding region runs from base 19 to 552 and encodes 177 amino acids. The transcript is spliced from 3 exons. Gene Ontology annotation, biological process: sterol transport. Lineage: Eukaryota; Metazoa; Arthropoda; Insecta; Lepidoptera; Nymphalidae. The record is from RefSeq and is a predicted model, not a curated record. Gene Ontology annotation, molecular function: sterol binding.